Messenger RNA from Ruditapes philippinarum (Manila clam), 1204 nucleotides. RefSeq names its product von Willebrand factor A domain-containing protein 5A-like. The annotation marks the transcript as partial. Lineage: Eukaryota; Metazoa; Mollusca; Bivalvia; Venerida; Veneridae. The transcript is spliced from 8 exons. The record is from RefSeq and is a predicted model, not a curated record.
UUUGUAUGAACACUGUUUGAUAUUUCAUAAUUAUAUCUCAAUGAGUACCAGGAAAAGUGAAACGAUUGCUAAAAGAGAUGUCCCUGAUAAACCAGCGUUCGGUUUUAACUCGGUUAAAGGAGAACCAUUUCAAAUCAAAUCUGUCAAAGUUGAUGUAAAUAUUAUUGGUCAUGUUGCUGAAGUUACAUCAUGUUUGACUUACUGUAAUGAAGGAAAAACACCUGUUUCAUCAGUGUUCACAUUGCCUGAAGUUGAAAAUGGCACAGUAUACCAGCUUGAAGCUGAUAUUGGUGGACAGCACAUCGUUACAUCUGUUCAGAGAAAGCCUGAGGCACAUUUGACAAAGGAAGAUGCAUUUAAUCAUGGAACAGCAGCCAUGAUAUACAAGAGAGACAAAUCCUCAGAGGGUGUCAGUUGCAUGCUGGGAGAUGUUCCAGCUAAAAGUGAGGCUUCACUUGUGUUGAAAUAUGUGACAGAGUUACCACAAGAGCCUGAUGGUCAACUCAGGUUUACACUUCCUACAGUUCUUAAUCCAAGAUACUCUUCAGAUAAGGGAGAUAAAAAAGCUGUUAAAAAUGACAAAAAUGUUGCUCCAUCCAAGGUUCCAUAUAAGUUCAGUAUGACAGCCACAGUUAAAGCUUACCAUAAAGUUACAUCAGUGACUUCGGAAACUGUUAAGUUAAAUGUUACAUUUGAAGAAGACAACAAGAUAGCAAAGGUGUUAAUUGGUGAUGACUUUAAGUUUGACAGAGAUAUACAGUUGUGUGUGUUGUAUGAGAAGCCAUAUUCUCCACAGGUCAUCCUAGGAAAUCAAAACCCAAAAUCUGAGGAAGUGUGCAAAAAAGAUAUUUGUAUGUUGAGUUUCCAGCCAGAUUUAAGAAAGAUUUCUAUUGCAACCAAUGGAGAAUAUGUGUUUAUCAUUGAAAUGUCAGGAAAGAUGGAUAGAACUAAGAUGGGAAAUGCCAAGAAAGCACUGCAGCUGUUCCUAAGGAGUUUACCAGCUGAUUGUUUCUUUAAUGUCAUAUGCUAUGCCGCUAAGGUCAACUCUCUAUUUAGAAACAGUAAUAAAUACACAGAGAAAACACUGAAAGAAGCAUUCAUAUUCUUGGAAAAGAUGAAAACUGACAUCACCAACAAUGCAGACAUAUUCAAAGCUUUACACCACAUAUAUGGUAAAAAACCUAUAUCCGGUCAUCCCAGAAAG